AUGGCCACCCAGUCUCACUUGGAGAAGGAGCAGAAGCAACAGCAGGCUGAGGGGCCCCCAGGGCCAAAGAACAAAGUCGUCACUGCCCCUGGCGAUGCCCGCGGGACCGGCCACGGCGGCGCGGCCCUGGGUGCCCACGGUCUGGAGCAUCUGGUGCCUCCUCCUGUGUCGUGGCCGAAGCUCAGCCGCUGGGGAGGACCCGGGCCGCCCUCCAUGCCCUGCGUGCGGGAAAGCGGGUGUCCCGAGCUCCGGGGUGGUCCGAGUCCCCACACAGAGGUGAGCUGUGUGGCGCCCGAGACGGCCCAAGGGCUCCAGACCGCACACUCGGGUAAAGAGGCCGCGGCGGGGCAAGCCGUGAGGGGUGGGGGUGUCCAGGCCAGCGGGCGAGCGACCCACACCACGGGCCCCGCGAACGGCCGUGGGCGGAAGCGGCACAGCCGCAGGAGGGUGGCCCAGGCUCACAAGCUUUUGUGGCGCUGUCUGUUUCCAGAGGCACCUGCGUCUCAGAGCUCCGUGCCUUUGCCGCCAUCCUCUCCAAGGGCAGAGCCCAGGAGCCGCCGUUCACCUGGGGCUUCUCCAUCGAGUCCCGCGUCGCCGCGCGUCCCGGACCUCCAAAGCCGCACCACCCCGCCGCCAGGCCCUGUCCUUCGAAGCCGCGCCACCCUGCGCGGCCCUGCUGCCUGCUGCUUCUGCGCACCCCGGCAAGGCCGUGCUGUCCGCCGCUGCGCCUCUGUGCCAGGCCCUGCCUCCCGCCCGCGGAGUGCCUCUGCAGCUGCAGGUGCAUCUGCGCGAGGCCCCGCACCCAGCUGUAGCCCUGCACGCGCGCCGCCACGUUGUGCUGCCCCGAACCACGCGUCCAGGUCAGGUACCGCUCUUCACAGCCUUGGGUCCGCACCAGGUCCUGCUCGCCGCCGCCGUGGGUCCGCACCAGGUCCUGCUCGCCGCCGCCGUGGGUCCGCACCAGGUCCUGCUCGCCGCCGCCGGGUCCGCACCAGGUCCUGCUCGCCAGCGCUGCGCAUCCACUCCAGGGUCCCUGGCCACAGCCGCUGCGCUCCCGGGCCCAGCGGUGGUCUAGGAUGCUCUGCUUCUGCGCCGAGCCCAGCUUCCCGUAGUCGCCCGUCUGAACCAGGCCCUGCCCUCCGAAGCCCCGCAUCCGGGCUAAGCCCUGCCCUCCGCAUCCGCUCCAGCCCAAUAAGCCCAAUAAUCCCAAUAAGCCUUGCCGUCCCCAGCAGCAGCACGACUGCGGGCUUUGUCCCCCAGAGGCGCCCCACCCAGAGCAGCGCCCCCCGACCCUCGGCCAAUGAGUUUCCUGACCAGGGCCCCUCAUCUCCCCCCACUAACGUUUCUGGCCACAGCUCCUCCUCCUCUUCCCCUAAUUUUCAUGACCUGGCCCUUAGCCCUGCUAGCCUGAGAAGAGCCUUGCUCCUGGAGUUUGAUCCUCUGAGCCCUGCCUCUCCAGGAGAGCAGGCUGAAAUCUGUUUCAGCAUGCAUGACUCCCCCACACCUCCCCCCAGGGCCCGGCUGCAGCUUUCCCGGCCCGGGUCCAGAGGGCACCCAUGCCCAGCAUGGCUCUCCCAGGAAACGGAGGGCCAGCCACAGGACGAGGCCAAGAGGCAGGCAGGCCCCUCCACGGAAACCUCCCAUGGUUCAGAGGUGGUGCCGCCCCCGCUGCUCUUCCUGUCCCGGCAGCAAUCGGAUGCUCUGCUUCGGGAGGAGGACUUGCUUCCCCUGGCUGAGCAUCUGUACCAGCAGGCCCUGCCCUCCGAAGCCCUGCAUCCCGGCCAUCCGGGACGGACAGAGAGCAUCCUCUGA
Messenger RNA from Artibeus jamaicensis (Jamaican fruit-eating bat), 1812 nucleotides. It is a transcript of the gene EZHIP, whose product is annotated as EZH inhibitory protein. The coding region runs from base 1 to 1812 and encodes 603 amino acids. Gene Ontology annotation, cellular component: nucleus. The transcript has 6 exons. The record is from RefSeq and is a predicted model, not a curated record. Lineage: Eukaryota; Metazoa; Chordata; Mammalia; Chiroptera; Phyllostomidae.